Messenger RNA from Staurois parvus, 302 nucleotides. Lineage: Eukaryota; Metazoa; Chordata; Amphibia; Anura; Ranidae. The record is from the annotation of a GenBank genome assembly.
AUACACUCUCCCAAGCAAAAAAAAAAAAAACCUCUCUACCAGUACACACCCAAACUGAGCAUGUGCAGACUGACUCCACACGAUAUGUCUUAUCAGGAGAUAAGAGGGGGACACUGGAAAAAGAAGAUCAGAGAAGACAGUAUCAAACAGCUAUUUUACACAAUGCAGAGGAUUAACUUAGGUUCCACAGUGAGUAUAACAAGCAUGCUUUACUGCCAGGGGCGGACUGACAACUCAUGGGGCCCCCGGCAAUAGGGGAAUAUGGGGCCCCUGUGUCCUUGCCCAAACUCAAAAAAGCCAAU